Chara braunii is the source of this 4492-nucleotide messenger RNA. NCBI's taxonomy places the organism in Eukaryota, Viridiplantae, Streptophyta, Charophyceae, Charales, Characeae. The record is from the annotation of a GenBank genome assembly.
GGCAAUGUUUUUCCUCAUCGAGAGCAAGCAGAUCUCAUCGUGAGACCGCUUCAUCGGUCGGCGGCGUGCGCCGUUUGUUGUCUGUGCGGUGCGGUGUCCGCUGCGCGGCGCUGCGGUUGCGUGCUUCUUCCUCCGGACUUGGUUGGUUGCGGCCGCCAUAUCCUCUCUCUCUUUGUUGUCCGGCGCACGUGCGGUAGGCAGCCAUGGGGAAGGAGAAGUCACAUAUCAACAUCGUGGUCAUCGGCCAUGUCGACUCCGGCAAGUCGACGACCACGGGCCAUCUCAUCUACAAGCUGGGUGGCAUUGACAAGCGUGUGAUCGAGAGGUUCGAGAAGGAGGCGGCUGAGAUGAACAAGCGGUCCUUCAAGUACGCUUGGGUGUUGGACAAGCUGAAGGCGGAGCGCGAGCGUGGAAUCACCAUCGACAUCGCUUUGUGGAAGUUCGAGACGACGAAGUACUACGUGACUGUCAUCGAUGCGCCCGGCCAUCGCGACUUCAUCAAGAACAUGAUCACGGGCACUUCGCAGGCGGACUGCGCUGUGCUGGUGAUUGACUCGACGACGGGAGGUUUCGAGGCGGGUAUCUCGAAGGAUGGGCAGACCCGUGAGCAUGCCCUGCUGGCGUUCACGCUGGGCGUGAAGCAGAUGAUCUGCGCGUGCAACAAGAUGGAUGCCACGACGCCCAAGUACUCGGAGAACAGGUACAACGAAAUCAAGAAGGAGGUGUCGACCUACCUGAAGAGGGUCGGGUACAACCCUGACAAAAUCCCGUUCGUGCCSAUCUCCGGGUUCGAGGGCGACAACAUGAUCGAGAGGUCUUCGAACAUGGCGUGGUACAAGGGCCCGAUCCUCCUGGAGGCUCUCGAUCUGAUYUCGGAGCCGAAGAGGCCGUCCGACAAGCCUCUGCGUCUGCCUCUCCAGGACGUGUACAAGAUUGGCGGUAUUGGAACGGUGCCCGUGGGAAGGGUGGAGACGGGCGUCAUCAAGCCUGGCAUGGUGGUGACGUUUGCGCCCUCUGGKCUGACCACUGAAGUGAAGUCGGUGGAGAUGCACCACGAGGCAAUGACCGAGGCGCUCCCUGGGGACAACGUGGGGUUCAACGUGAAGAACGUGAGCGUGAAGGAGUUGAAGAGAGGCUUCGUGGCCUCGGACUCGAAGAACGACCCCGCGAAGGAGGCGGCGAGCUUCACGUCCCAGGUGAUCAUCAUGAACCACCCUGGGCAGAUCGGUAACGGGUAUGCGCCGGUGCUGGAUUGCCACACGUGCCACAUCGCGGUGAAGUUUGCAGAGCUGGUGGUGAAGAUCGAUCGGCGAACGGGCAAGGAGCUCGAGAAGGAGCCCAAGUUCCUGAAGAACGGAGACGCUGGGUUCGUGAAGAUGGUUCCAACGAAGCCGAUGUGUGUUGAGACCUUCGCCCAGUAUCCCCCUCUGGGUCGUUUCGCCGUGCGUGACAUGAGGCAAACGGUGGCCGUCGGUGUGAUCAAGGCCGUGGAGAAGAAGGAGAAGGAAGGCAAGGUGACGAAGGCCGCCAUGAAGAAGGGAGGGAAGUGAGCUCGGAGCUUGUCCUUUCAUGCAUGUGGAAUCCCUGCGGGAUUCCGACCUGUUUCUACUGUUGGGAAGAUCCCGUCAUCUGAGUGCCGUAAUUACGUAUGAUUUUCUGAACCACGCAGAGGCAGCUUUAGCAGCUGGUGGUGGUUUCGUCGGCUGUUUGACAGCUGGAGAGAGCAGACGCGGGAAUACUCGGUAGGACGUAGUUCUGUUUUUUUUGACGGGGAGUGGGGUUAGGUGACGACGAUGUUUCCGAGAAGAAAAAACGUUUGUUGGGCUGAGGGGGUGGUCGUUUCGGCGUCUUUCGGGUGCGGUAGGUCAAGGGAAGACAUUUGUUGGGUGAUUCUUUCUUCAUCGUUCUCAUCUUGGAGCUCUGUGCGGGUAUUCGUUCGGUCAAUAUGAUGGUCGGACGCUAUAGCUCGAUCGCGACAGACCUGGGUACUCGAUAUGCGCGUGGGUAGUGAAUUUGGGAGAUUUCUCAGCUAUUUCUUCCUCGUGUUUUAGUUAAUUCUUUUGCGGAUUGCCGAGUAGCCUGUUGAGCUGAUUCCUUAAUAAGUUAACGUUUUGUUUGGAUUGUUAGGGUAUCGAACGAAAAUGAGUUUGUUCUCUUUCUCUUUGAAGAGUUUCUAUGGCGGAGGGAAACAAUUUGUUGGUUGGGAAUCGAUGAUGAUUGAUUGGCCCUUCCUCACGGCAGUCUGAUUUGGGUAAUGGAUUCGCGGUGUAGACUGGCGUGAUGAAACUAUCGGCACAGCGCUCAACAUUCCUUCUCUCGUUUGUUUUUGUAUUUAAGGCAGGCCGCUCCCCUGUUGACAUUCCCCGAUCUUUAUCCCUGUGUGUGAAGGUCUUCCGACUUCGACAUUCCCCUUGCCCCUGCCAUUAUUACAACACAUUGAAUGUCAUAUCUGACUUCGACAGUCCCCUUGCCCCUGCCCUUAUUACAACACAUUUAAUGUCAUACAACCCCUCGACGCUUCCCUUUUCUUCCCCCCUCACAUCGUCGUGAUCCCGGGUGUCAGUUUCCCCUCUUGCGCAUACGGCCCUCAUAGCCGGUUUCUAUACUCCCCGCCGGUUUGUAGGUAUCGCAUCUUGCAAUGCCCAAUUGUGCUGUCCUCUGGCUGAAGUCCACCUCUUUUGCAUGAUGAAGUAUUUGUGGUUGCUGUGACACACUCGCCAGUCUCUCUGUCGACGGUGUAUAGCAUUUUGCACCCUUCAUGAAUAAUGUCAGACUAGUCCUCCCGUCUCCGUUCCCCAUUUCCUUUGUACGCAUUUGAUCGCCUUGUGACCCAGCGUGCCUGAAGUAUAUUGUACUCUCUGUGUUUCCCUGCCUGUCGUCCUCCGCCUGUAACCCAUUUUCCCUCAACUCCUUGGAAAGAAUCUUCGAGCCAUCGAUGACAUUCGUCUGACUUCUGUGAACCUACUGCUCUUGACGGUUUCCCUCCCUCCUUGCUGUGGGAGGUGACGAGGUGUUUGGGUCGGGAUUUGUCUGUGUGCCAGACUGAAUUUGCCACAGUAGGUAGCCUAACAUGUUUGGCGGCAAGUCACUAGUAGUAGGCCAUGGUUUGGCGGGAAGUCUGCCGUAGUAAGCGGUUGGACUAUCCCCGGUCAUUAUAGCCGUACUUCAGACAAUUUCAGUCUUGACACGGCGAUGAUGACCGGGCGUUGUAUGCGGGUGAAGGCGGUAGUAGCAUUUCCGCACUCGGAAAUCCUGUUCGGUGGAGGAGCAAGUUGCUCAUGGGUGGUGUUGACGGUCAACAGGUCUGUGCAACUGUGAAGUAGCGUUCUCUGCAUCCGUCUAUUACGCGUUUGCGUGGUGCGGCCGCCUUGCCUGGGCCGUGCUGAGCUGUCCCAACCGAAAUGGGCCCUGCAGUUUGAUCUUCCCUGGGUGACCUGGUUGCAAGAAGAUGCCGAGUGGCUAUUUUUAGAUGUGAGGAAAUGCGGCGGUAGGGUCGCAUGCCGCCGCGUUUUGGAUGCGAAAAGAUAAGACGUUUGUUGCGUCGCAGUGGAGGUAAACCACUCUGGUAGAAGGCUUAGGCUUAGGGUACAUAUUUACCGCGGCAGGAUAUUAAGCUUUUGGGCUGUGACGGAUAUAAUACGUACCGCAUAUCGCGGUUUGUAUCUCUUUCGAUUGCAAGCUCUCUUCGUAUAUCUACCACCUGCCUUCUGAUCUUCUGAUCGCGUGUGAUAGAGUAAAACCUUUUUCACCGUGGUUCGUAUGAGAUUCGUGCAUUUUGUUAAUGUUCCGCUGUCAAGAUCGGACUAUUCACGAUGUCGGUCUUCGCUAUAACGAAGUUCUUUCCAACAAAGAGUGUGACCACGCAAGACCUUCGAGUGUUUUCCUUGCAGAGUUUCGACGACGGGAGUGUUUUCCUUGCAGAGCUUCGACGAGGAGUUAUUCGCUUGUCCUACGAAGACUCGGCGAAGAGGUAUGUCGAAAUUUUGGACCGUUGUAGAUGUGGUGGGCGAGGAUCUGCCUUCAGCUAAUAUACGAAGAGGAAUUUUCGAAUCUCCCAAGAUCUGCGAUCUAUCGAGCAGCCUAUUACUAGACUCUUAUCUGCUUGAAAAUGUCUUAUGGCCUUGCAAGAGAAAAUCAGAAUGGGACACGCUGAGUGGAAGUAUUACGGGAUCAAGACUAAGAGUAACCACGGUUUUGACGUUAUCUCUACUGCCGAUCUUUCAGCUGCUUCCUUCAUGCUUUGCUCGCCGAUGUUUCAGCUACUUCCUCCAAGCUUUGUUAUCCAGUUCUUCGAAGAUCAAAGUUAAGAUCCUACUCUUUAGAUCGAUCAAGUUAAGAUCCUUCCAUCGUAUCCAAAUCUAGCAUCCCAUUCAGGGUACAUAGGGAUCAGCCUCUUGACAGCAGUCGGAAUUUAAGUCAAGUAGGCUAACUUAGGCAGGGGUGAGGGGUGGUAUAUCCUUCUCAAGGGAAGCAAUCAAUGUCGUCCACUCGG